Arabidopsis arenosa is the source of this 1139-nucleotide messenger RNA. NCBI's taxonomy places the organism in Eukaryota, Viridiplantae, Streptophyta, Magnoliopsida, Brassicales, Brassicaceae. The record is from the annotation of a GenBank genome assembly.
AAACUCACAUCUCUCACUCCAUAGAAAACAGAGGAAAUCUAUAAGAAAAAAAGAUUCUUAAUUUUUGCAAGUGAAUGCAGAGAGAUGAUGAUGGAAGAGAAACUUGUGAUCAACGAAUUGGAACUAGGGAAAGAGCUUGCGAAUCGAUUGAUGAGCAAUCUCAAACACACUUCUUCUGUUGAUUCCAACAAAACCUUGAUCUCUGAAAUCCUCCGUAUUUACCAGAAUGCCAUUUUCAUGUUGAGGUUCAACGAAGACAAGAACAUCCUUAAGCGAAGCCUUGAGAUCGAUGGAAAGGCUUCUAAAAAUGUCUUCAAAAAGCGGAAAGUUUCGGAGAAGAAGACAGAGAAAGUUAAGGUUUUUGUUGCAACAGGACAAGAAAAUGGUUCAAUCGAUGAUGGUCAUUGCUGGAGAAAAUACGGGCAAAAAGAGAUUCAUGGAUCCAAAAAUCCUAGAGCAUAUUACAGAUGCACGCAUCGAUUCACGCAAGACUGUUUAGCAGUGAAGCAAGUUCAGAAAUCGGACACAGAUCCUUUGGUUUACGAAGUGAAGUAUCUCGGAAACCACACUUGUGACAACAUCACAUCCCCGAAGACGAAGAUGACCACGAACUUCUCUGUUUCGUCGUUCGAAGAAGGAAACAGAGUACAUGUUACAGACCAAACAGAAGACAUGAAACUGACGAAGUCCGAAGAAGUGAUGAUCAAUCUUGAAGAUCUGGAGAACAAGAAGAACAUUUUCAGAACGUUUUCUUUCUCUAACCAUGAGAUUGACAACGGUUUGUGGAAAAGUAACAUGUUCUUGGGAAAUUUUGUGGAAGAUCUUUCUCCUGCAACAUCAGGUUCUGCAAUUACCAGCGAGGUUUUAUCUGCACCUGCUUCUGUUGAGAAUUCCGAAACUGCAGAUUCGUAUUUCUCCUCUCUGGACAAUAUUAUCGAUUUCGGACAGGAUUGGUUGUGGUCGUAGCUUUGAAUUGAUUUGGUGAAUGUAAUGUCUCUCUUAAUGGCAGUAAUUAAUUAUAGAUGGUCAGUUUAAUUAGUAUAGUAUAGAUUUUGGCCCUUUUCAUUUUUUUGUAUCAGCUGAUUUCCCUAUGAAGUUGGAUUGUACUUUAUGACAAUUAAUAAAGAAAGGAUUUUAUA